Molecule: messenger RNA, 3551 nt
Organism: Condylostylus longicornis
Lineage: Eukaryota; Metazoa; Arthropoda; Insecta; Diptera; Dolichopodidae
Gene: Scm
Product: polycomb protein Scm
Exons: 5
Coding region: 298-2472 (724 amino acids)
Biological process (GO): regulation of DNA-templated transcription
Cellular component (GO): nucleus
Molecular function (GO): protein binding; zinc ion binding
Source: RefSeq, a predicted model, not a curated record
CUGAAAACUUCAAAAUACUUUAAAUAGUUUUUUUUUUUUGAAUACAUACGUAAAUCUAAUAAGGAUUUUAUAAAAAUUUUGAAAUAAAGCAUUUGAAUUAAUAAAAAGUAUAAAUUGUUAAAUAAUUCGCACUGCUGGCAAGUGUGAGAAUUUCUGUGUCAAAGCCAAAGGUGUCGUAGUUACAAAUUGGUGUUUGUUUUGAAUAUUUUUGGCAAUUAUUUUAAAUAUAGAUUAAAUUGAAAUUUGUAAUGAGGUUUCUUGCUUUUACCUGACUCGCAGUACAUCCCUUUUAUAAGAAUGUCGGGUGGAAGAGAAUCAAGUGUUACGAAUAAUUCCAAUGGUAUAAAUAAUCAUAAUAGCAACAAUAAUUCUAUUAAAUCAAGAGGAAGGCCGGCUAAGAAGCCUGCCACUUGCACAUGGUGUGGAGAAGGGAAAACUCCUUUAAUAUACGUAUUUCCAACACAAAAUGGUAAAAAGGAAUUUUGUUCAGAAAAUUGUAUUGCCGAAUUCAGAAAGGCUUACAGUAAAGGUGCAUGUACCCAAUGCGAUAAUGUAAUACGUGGUGAUGCCCCGUGUAAAGAGUUUUGUUCAACAUUUUGCCAAAAUAAAUAUCAAAAACGAAACGGAACACACUCGAAUCGACAAUCAAUGAAUAAUAAUAAUUCCAAAGAACAGGAAAGAAAUCGAAACAGCCCCGCAACAACGCCAACUGGACCAUUUCAAUAUGAAAGUUUUCAUGUUUUUGAUUGGGAUGCAUAUCUGAAGAAAACUCAAAGUGUUGCUGCUCCUUCGGAAUGUUUUAAACAAGCAUCCAAUCCCCCGCAAAAUGAUUUCAAAAUUGGUAUGAAAUUAGAAGCGCUAGACCCACGAAAUUUUACAUCAACUUGCAUAGCAACUGUUGUUGGGGUUUUAGGGUCUAGAUUAAGGUUACGUUUAGAUGGUAGUGAUAGUCAAAAUGAUUUUUGGCGCUUAGUUGAUUCUAAUGAAAUUCAUCCAAUUGGGCAUUGUGAAAAAAAUAAUGGAAUGCUUCAACCUCCGUUAGGCUUUAGAAUGAAUGCAAGUAGUUGGCCAACAUUUCUAGUAAAAACAUUAUCAGGAGCAAAAAUUGCACCAGAGGAAAUAUUUAUGAAAGAACCGGAAGGUCCUGAUAAAAAUUUAUUCAAAGUUGGACAAAAAUUGGAAGCAGUUGACAAAAAGAAUCCUCAGCUGAUUUGUUGUGCGACUGUCGAUGCUGUGAAAGAUAAUAUGAUACAUGUUACAUUUGAUGGUUGGCGAGGGGCUUUUGAUUAUUGGUGUGAAUACCAUUCUAGAGAUAUAUUUCCUUGUGGUUGGUGCGCUAGAAGCUGUCACCCAAUGCAACCACCUAGAUCUAUGCAACCACAUCGGUCAUCGCGUCAAUCAUACGCUCUUAUAGAAGAGUGUGAUAUGAAACCAGCAAAUCCAGUAACAGCUCAUUUUCAUAUGAAAUGUAAUGGUGGACCUUUAGUAAAUACGUCACGUUUACCCUCAAAGGUUACCGGACCAACACAUCAAACUUUAGCAAAAUUAUGUAUACAAGAAAUUUUAGCUGCAAGCACAGAUACGUCGCAAGUUUCGCCUUUGCUGUAUGCAUUAGAAGGUGAAGUUCAUAUAGUGACAGCUGCUGGCAAAAAUUUUACUGUAAAAAUUCCCCCUCAUCAAAUGAAAGAUGACAAAGGAUUUUCGACAUUUUUGGAAAAUUUAUGCACAUCAUGUCGAUCAUGUCCUAAUUUAAUAUCCUUAGAACCAGAACCAGAUCAAUGUGAAAAGUGUUUAAAAUCGGCUAUGAAAAGAUCUAUUAAAUCAGAAACUCCACCACCUGUACAAAUCAAGAAAUGUAAAUCGCCAUCUGUUGAUCGUGAUGAACCAGCUACUUCUACGACGCAAAAUAAUGUUGAGGACGUUAAUUUAAAAGAAGACGAGUUGCCUUCAUCAAAUGAAUUUUCAACAACAGAUGUUUCGCCUCCAAUUAAUAAUUUAAGCGAAGUUCCGAAUUCAACGACACCUCAUAUAUCAUCUGCAGCUAAUGCAGCUGCUUCAAUGCCAUGUAGUUCCACAAUUGUAACAGCAUCAUCGGAAUCCACAUCUUCUUCUACAUCAUCAUCAUCGUCGUCGUCAUCUACAUCUUCUUCCUCAUCAGCAUCUGUAUCAACAUUAUCAUCAACUGUGACAGUAAACAAUGUAGCCACAUCUUCUAACAAUUCAGUACCUUUCUUAAAAUCAACUCCAAAUGAUUGGAGUAUAGAAGAAGUUAUUCAAUUUAUAGCAAUAAAUGAUCCUUUACUGGCUGUCCAUGCAGAUUUGUUUAGGAAACAUGAAAUUGAUGGCAAAGCGUUACUGUUACUUAAUUCAGAUAUGAUGAUGAAAUAUAUGGGUCUUAAAUUGGGGCCAGCCUUAAAAAUUUGCAAUUUAGUAAAUAAGAUAAAAGGACGACGUAAUAAUUUAUCUCUGUAAAUAACAAAUAAAAAACAAAAAAAAUAUGUGUAUAUUAAUAUAUAUACAAGUUAUAUAUAUAUAAAUAUAUAUAUCUCAAUAUAUAUACAUAUAUAUAUAUAUAUAUAUACGAAAUAUAUACAUUUAUGUUAUAUAAAAGUAUGUAUAUAAGCAAAUAUUUAAGUAUCUAUGAGUUAUAUAAAAUACAUGUAAUGAAAUCAGGUUUAAUUAAUUUAAAAAAAAAAACUUAACAAAUAGGUUAUAAAAAAAUUGGAUUACAAAAAAAAAAGAAAAAAAAAUAUAACCAAAAAAGGCUACAUAAGAUAGACUUAUAAAAAAAUUGUUAGGGAAUUUUUAAAUCCUUAAUAAACCCUUUUUGAGAGACACUUUAAUUUAUACAGUUGUGCUCAAUUGAUUAAGGCCACGAAAAUCCAGUUUAAAAACGUUUAAAAGUGUUAUACAAUUUAAUUUGUCUGCAAUUGUACUAAGGCAUGAAAUUAAAGUUACUAAUUACAUCUAAACCUCAAUAAAGAUUUGAAAUAUUUGUUUUGCAAAAUUUGUUUCGGUUUUACUUGAAUUAUUAUGCAAGUUAUUUUUUUGUGAUUAAAAUUUUUUUCAAAUCCAUAUUGUUCAGUACUAGAACGUUAAAUUUUAAAUUUGACAAGUGUUUGUACACAUUAGCAAACAAUUUUGAAUUGUAUGAUAUUUUUGAAUAUCAUUGAACAUCAUAAUAUUAAUGGUUUUUUUUAACUAUUUUUUACCUUAAGAUUUGGGUAUGACCAUAUUUUGCAUAAAAUUAUAAUUUAUUUCUAUAAAUAUAUUUACAAUUUCGAAGCAGCAACAUACUUCUUGAAAUUUCAAUGAUCUUAUGAUUUGACAAAACAUUUUAACCAUAUGAUUGUUGUGUUUACAAUUCUUGCAAUCAAAUAUCGUCAAAAAAUUAUUUACAGAAGAGGUUUGCAUUGCAUGCAUUAUUUGCGUAAUUAUAUUCAAAUGCAAAUUUAAUGAAGUUUGUCUUAAAUUUUAAAGAUAAAAAAUCCUGAUCGAAAUUAUUCUUUUUUAGUAAAACUACGAGUAGUCUUUUAAAUUUUUAAUAAACA